Cannabis sativa is the source of this 2301-nucleotide messenger RNA. RefSeq lists its product as uncharacterized. The coding region runs from base 72 to 2159 and encodes 695 amino acids. Gene Ontology annotation, molecular function: acyltransferase activity, transferring groups other than amino-acyl groups. The record is from RefSeq and is a predicted model, not a curated record. Lineage: Eukaryota; Viridiplantae; Streptophyta; Magnoliopsida; Rosales; Cannabaceae. The transcript is spliced from 14 exons.
CCUCCUUUCCCACCUAUAUAUAAUCGUCUCCCUCCUUCCAAGAUUUCAUUUUCGAAAAAUUUUAGUACGGAAUGGCGCGAAGAAAGAAGACAGCUUUGGCAACAUUUUCUUCCCCAAUCUCAAUCGGAGGUUGCGAGGUUACUGUGGAAGCAAAGAAAUACACUUAUGAAUCCGAUGAAAAGUGUCUCCUAAUCUCAAUUAAUAGAAAUGUUAAAGUUAGAAUCGCGGUUAGAGAAGAUGAGAAUGGGAACCAGGAGACUGAUGGAAGGGCUUGUCAAUCUGGCCAGGGAGAGGAGAAUGUGGAGAGAGUUGUCUCUCAUGAGGGUGAAUUCUUAUUUUUUCUUGUUAAUCCGAAAGAUGUUGAUAACUCUAGUCGAUCAUAUCUUCAGGAUGUGCUUAAGAUGUACAUGACAGAGCUUCCUGCAAUGAAUUUUGCUGCAAAUACUGGAAAACAAUCGAUGUUCUUGGAAAAAUGUGUAACAAAUGGGAAAUAUUGCUCGCUGCUUUUGAUUCUUGUGUCUGUAGGAGGCCUUCGAGAGAUUAUAGCUGCAAUUACGUAUCAGAUAGUUCCGGCUGACACUCAAUAUGCUGAAAUUCCUCUUGCUGCUGUUAGUUCAGCCCACCAACGAAAGGGAUUUGGUCGUCUUCUGUUUAUGGAGUUAAGGAAGAGGCUUCAGAGUGUAGGUGUUUGCUCAAUAUUGUGUUGGGGAGACGAGGAAUCUGAAGGAUUUUGGCAUAAGCAGGGUUUUGUAUCGGUCGCAGAGGUUGAUGUAAAGGGUAGAGCUCGAAGGAGGUUACCUAUUAAAGCUGACGUUCGCAAAGCAUUAUGUUUACCUGGUGGUUCAACACUUAUGGUUUCACAUCUUAAGCAGGAAGCUUCAGAUCACUCUGCGGACCCUUUGCAGUUGACUUUUCCAUUACAUCCCAUUGGAAAUUCAUCUUCGGCUGCUUGUGAUAAAGCCCCGUCAGAAGUUCCAAUGGAGGGCAACAAUAUUCUGAAUCCAAUAAAGCAGAUUGCUUCCAGAAUUGAAACUUCCCAGCCUGAAUUGCUAGUAAACGAUGAGGAACGUCCAGGAGAAGAUAAUAAGUUACUUGGAGAUUCUCAGUGGCAGGUUGAAACACGAGGGUGUUACAAAGAAUCACCACUUUUCUCUAGACAGGAGCCAAAAAUAUCAAGCAAAUUGGUUUGUGUUAAGAAGUUAUUCAAAACAGGAGACAAUGGUGAUGUGAACCACUGUUCUUGUUCGACACAAGGUUCUGGAGCAAAGAGGAUUUGGGAAGCUUCAUUAUCUUCCUUGAAGUCAAAGAAAGUAAAGGGAAGCCAUCCAGUUGGCUGCCAGUUAUCUUCCAGCUCAGAUUUAGCUUUAGGAAGUAGCAGAAAUGAUUGUUCUUACCAAACAUGCCCUUUGGCUGCUUCAAAAGGUAAAUCUUUGGACGAACCUCCUUCAAAUUAUUCUACUUGUGGUCGCAAGGAGGAUAUUGCUGAAGGUUCUGCAAUGGGUAAAACUAUAUCAGAAGCUUGUGUUGUGAAAGAAGUUCAUCCACACAGAGAAGGCUUUAAAAUAAUUUUGAUGAAUAUUGCUGAUGACAGUAAGAAGGCACAGCUUGGAAAGGUAAUAGCAGACCUUGGUGGUGUCGUUACAUCUGAUGGAAGUGCAAGCACUCACAUUAUCACCGGAAAAGUUAGAAAGACAUUAAAUUUCUGCACUGCUCUCUGCUCGGGAGCUUGGAUAGUCUCACCCAACUGGUUAAAAGAAAGCUGCCGACAAGGAAGAUUUAUAGAUGAAGUGCCUUACAUAUUAAACGACGAAGAAUAUGUACUGAAAUACAGAACCGAAUUGAAAAGUGCAGUUCUUAGAGCAAAAGCUAACCCGGGAAGCUUGCUUAAGGGGUAUGACGUAUGCAUGGCUACCCAUGUUGAACCCUCAGCGAAAUGCCUAUCCACCAUUGUCAGGUCUGCUGGCGCAAAUGUUAUUAGUAGGUUGAGCCAAGUAAAGGGAACUUCGAAAACGAUAUUCGUGGCAUGUGAAGAAGACAUGGAAGAGACAAUAUUAGCUGCAAAGAAAGGUUUGAGGACAUUCAGUAGUGAUUGGCUAAUGAACUGUAUUAUGAGACAAGAGCUGGACUUGGAGGCUCCCCAGUUUGCAGAGUCCUUGUAAGAAAAGAUUUUAAGGUUAUUAAUUUAUAAAUGUAAUAUUCAUUUUGAGAAUGAUACAAUGUUAGCUAAGCUGCACAUAACCAUUUUACUACAAUUUGUAUAUGUUUAUAUAUAUUCUAAUUGAGAAACUUUCUCAAGGAAAA